AUGGCAAUUAUGCUUCGAGCUCAACGACAGCCUUUACUACAAUUUAAACGACAUUUCUCUUUAGAUGUGAGUAGCAUGAAGCCAGCUAAUUCAAUCAGCAGCACUGACAAAUCUACACAGGGCCGCAAUAGAUUGUCCAACAAGUUUAUUCCUAUGACAAAGGAUAAACCAUCAAACUCAGCGGACACUUCAAGCCAUCAGAUCUUAUUAAAAGCAGGAUUUGUUCGACAGAGUGGCGCUGGUAUUUACUCUCUAUUGCCAUUGGGCUUGAGAACAGUGGAAAAGAUUGAACGCAUCAUUGAUACCGAGAUGCAGGCCAUUGGUAGUGAAAAGUUAUCACUUCCCAUGCUGCUCAAUCCUGAGGGAUGGAAAAAGACAGGGCGCUGGGAUGGAUCCAAAGGAGAGGCAAACAGAAAGGAGUCGGAUCUCUUGUUAGCACCUACACACGAAGAAGAAAUUACACAGUUAGUCGCAGCACAACUACAAUCAUCCAAGCAACUCCCCAUACGUUUAUACCAGAUUGGCAGAAAAUACCGUGACGAACUUCGACCUCGAGCAGGCUUACUGAGAGGAAGAGAGUUCAUCAUGAAAGAUCUGUAUUCAUUUGACGCCACGCAACAAGAUGCCUACCUUGCGUAUGAUCAAGUAGCUCAAGCCUACCGUGCCAUUUUUGAAAAGAUGGGAGUGCCAUUUGUCGUUGCUGAAGCCGACAGCGGCAACAUUGGUGGAUCUAAAUCGCAUGAAUACCAUUUGAUUUCACCCGUUGGAGAGGAUACCUUAUUGACCUGCCAUAGUUGUGGAUAUACAGCAAACGAAGAACUUGCAGUAGGCAAGUUGAAACAGCAAUUCAAGGACAACAGCGCUGCUUUGACAGAUCUGAUCUCGUUGCGCAAUGUGGAUACAACAGUCGUGUCGUACAAGGCUACUAAUGCUGCCGAGGAUGGUGUUGUCGAGGGUCUCGCUGCUAUUUUCACGCCACCACAGCGCGAUGCUAAUGUGCUCAAGGUACAGACGCAGUUGAGCAAAUAUCUAAAGAAACAAGGCCAAAUGAGCGAGAGAGCAACCAUGGAUAUGGAUGUGGUACCUCAAGCCAAGAUGGAUAGUAUGGAUCCUGCCGCUAUUCCACAUUUGCACGUCUUUAUCGAUGACGCAUUGGAUCUAGACUUACAACCAAGCCAACAACUGACUAUCCACUCACAAGAUCAUUUCAGACUUGCUAAAGAAGGAGACCACUGUGUCUCAUGCGCAGAGAAGAACAAAAAACUAAGUAGCGUGAAAGCCAUUGAAUGUGGGCAUACGUUUUAUCUUGGUACAAAGUAUUCCAGUGUAUUGGAUUGUGGGUUCCGAGAGAGCGGUAAAAAGGGAGACAAGAUUCCCGCUGAAAUGGGUUGCUAUGGCAUUGGUAUCACACGACUCUUGGCAGCUGUUGCAGAGGCACGCUAUGAUGAAAAGGGUAUUGCUUGGCCAACAUCACUUGCACCUUACAGCAUAUGCAUCGUACCCACAGACGAUAGAAAACAAGAGUUCAAGGAGAUCGCGAAUCAGAUAUACGACCAAUUAGGUGAAUCAUUUAAAGGAGAUAUUGUCAUUGACGACCGCCGAUCUGGAUUUGGCGCCAAAAUGAAGGACGCUGAAUUAGUAGGCUAUCCUUACACCAUCAUUGUCGGGCCCAGAUCAUUGCAACAAGAGCAGCCUCAAUUAGAGAUUCAUCAACGCAUUCAACAUCAAGAAAGCAAAAAGAGUAUGAUAGAUUUGAAAGAUUUACAACAUGACAUGUUUAAUACAGCUUAG
Messenger RNA from Mucor velutinosus, 1791 nucleotides. RefSeq lists its product as uncharacterized. The transcript has 3 exons. Gene Ontology annotation, cellular component: mitochondrion; cytoplasm. Gene Ontology annotation, molecular function: ATP binding; proline-tRNA ligase activity. The coding region runs from base 1 to 1791 and encodes 596 amino acids. The record is from RefSeq and is a predicted model, not a curated record. Gene Ontology annotation, biological process: prolyl-tRNA aminoacylation. NCBI's taxonomy places the organism in Eukaryota, Fungi, Mucoromycota, Mucoromycetes, Mucorales, Mucoraceae.